AUGUACCAAAUUAUCAUAGAGCGGGACCUGAGUGAUCAAUGGUGGAAAGUGAACAGCGAUGAAGUUGAGAACAUCACCACGAGCAAGGCGGCUAACCUGGACAAGGACAAGGACAGUAACUCGCAUAGUGUUCAACAGCUGAUGCUCGCUGAGAAUCUUGUCAGCUACCUCGGCGUCUGCGCCGAACCGGGUCACGUGAUGAUCCUCACCGAACUCUGCAGGAAGGGAAACGUGUAUGACAUAAUCGGCAACGAGGCGAUCACAUUCGACUGGGACUACAAACAUGCAUUCAUUAACGAUAUCAUAUGCGGUAUGCAAGAAAUCCACAACUCGGAUAUUAGAUGGCACGGGAAACUGAAUUCGAGAAACUGUGUAAUAAGCGCACAGUUCGUGCUUAAAAUAACCGAUUACGGACUGCAGAGCUUCAGGGAUGACAACAUUCUUGACAUGGAGCAGGAUGGCAUGGCUACAUGCUAUAGUCUAAAGGAAGGCACAACGGCGUCGCCGUCCCUGUCGUCGGCCGCUUUGGAAAAGUACGCCGGUAACUUGGAGGCGAUGGUCGAGGUGCGCACGAUGGAGUAUCUGGACGAGAAGCGAAAAGUCGAGAAGCUGCUCUACGAAAUCCUCCCAAAUAGAAAGCAGCUGAUAAUGGGGAAAUCAGUGGCUCCUGAGGCGUUUGACAGUGUCUCCAUCUACUUUAGUGACAUCGUCCAUUUUACGCAGAUUGCGGCUGAAAGCACGCCCUUGCAGAUCAUCUGCUUCCUCAACGAGCUGUACACGUACUUCGACGACAUACUGAACAACUUUGACGUAUACAAGGUGGAGACGAUCGGAGACGCGUACAUGGUCGUCUCGGGUCUUCCUAUACGAACCGACAAUCACGAAGCCGAGAUAGCGCUGAUGGCGCUAACACUGCUCAACGCGACGGCCAAGUUCAAGAUACAUCACCAGCCGAAUACGAAGCUGAGAAUAAGAAUCGGCAUGCACACGGGUCCAUGCGUAGCCGGAGUCGUUGGAACGAUCAUGCCAAGGUACUGCCUGUUUGGUGACGCCGUCAACACUGCUUCACGCAUGGAGUCAACCGGAUUACCUCUAAAGAUUCACGUGAGCGAUGCGUUUAAAGCCAUGCUGGACAUGUACGGGGUGUUUACACUAGAGGAACGUGAAGCACAGUGGAUCAAGGGUAAAGGGUUGAUGACAACUUACUGGCUCACUGGCUGCAUGGAAAGCUCCGACUUGGGGGCUGAGCGCCUACGUCCAAUAUGCAGCAGUCAGAUGGACAUCGUCGGUCGCAUGGCUGCCGAGUGGAACGUCCCGAUCUUUACCAGCGGAGGUGUGACGAUAGACCAGAGUGAAGGCUUUCCGACGCUCACAAGCUUCGGGCACAACUUCAACAGCGCUCAAAGAAUUGCCGAACGAAUUCUUUCCGAAUCUACAGAGUAUCUCGUACGGAAAUUCGACGGAAAUAAGGGAAAUCCUCAAAUCAGCGUCAACGGUCUCAAGAG
This is a messenger RNA of Priapulus caudatus, 1505 nucleotides long. Its product is annotated as atrial natriuretic peptide receptor 1-like. The annotation marks the transcript as partial. Gene Ontology annotation, biological process: intracellular signal transduction; receptor guanylyl cyclase signaling pathway; cGMP biosynthetic process. NCBI's taxonomy places the organism in Eukaryota, Metazoa, Priapulida, Priapulimorpha, Priapulimorphida, Priapulidae. The record is from RefSeq and is a predicted model, not a curated record. Gene Ontology annotation, molecular function: ATP binding; guanylate cyclase activity; protein kinase activity. The transcript has 12 exons.